This is a messenger RNA of Naumovozyma dairenensis CBS 421, 2502 nucleotides long. It is a transcript of the gene ERB1, whose product is annotated as ribosome biogenesis protein ERB1. The record is from RefSeq and is a predicted model, not a curated record. NCBI's taxonomy places the organism in Eukaryota, Fungi, Ascomycota, Saccharomycetes, Saccharomycetales, Saccharomycetaceae. Gene Ontology annotation, molecular function: ribonucleoprotein complex binding; protein binding. Bases 1 to 2502 code for a protein of 833 amino acids. Gene Ontology annotation, cellular component: PeBoW complex; preribosome, large subunit precursor. The transcript has a single exon. Gene Ontology annotation, biological process: ribosome biogenesis; maturation of LSU-rRNA from tricistronic rRNA transcript (SSU-rRNA, 5.8S rRNA, LSU-rRNA).
AUGACUAAGGGAACAAAUCUAGUAAAGGGAGGGAAAAAAAUUCUCUCCAAGAAAAGAACAUCCGAAGAGGUUGAGGCAGAAACCAAUGUCAAUGUCAAUAAAGACGAAUUUAAAGUAGAUGGUCUUCUUGAUGGUGCAAGUGACAGUGAAAGUGAUAACGAAGAUGCAGAAGACGAUGAAGCCUUUGAAUCAGCCGUUGAAGAGAGAGAAUCUGAGUCCUCCGAUAUUGAAGGUCAAGAAAUAGAACAGGAACAGAAACAAAACCAUGUGCAAGAUGAAAUGUCUGAUUCUGAAGAUGAAUUGAAUAAAUUAUUCGCCCAAGAAGCUGAAGGAAACGAUGAUGAAGAAGAAUAUAAUACAUCUGAUUUUGAUGAUACAGACGAUACGAAGUCCCUCGUUGACAAAUUAUCAGGUAUCCAAUUAAAAACAAUCGCCGACCCAAAUAUCUACACCAAAUAUAUAGAUGGUACACCAAGAAUUAUCAAACCAGAAAUUAAUCCAGUAUAUGAUAGUGAUGAUAGUGAUGUCGAAACGAAAAACACAAUUGGUAAUAUCCCAUUAUCUGCCUAUGAUGAAAUGCCACAUAUCGGUUAUGACAUCAACGGUAAGAGAAUCAUGAGACCAGCUAAGGGGUCUGCAUUAGAUCAAUUAUUAGAUACUAUAGAAUUACCGGAAGGUUGGACUGGGUUAUUGGAUCAAGACUCUGGUGCUGGUUUGAAUUUGACUGAAGAAGAACUAGAGUUGAUUUCCAAGAUUGGUAGAAAUGAACAAACUGAUGACCAAACUAAUCCAUAUGAACCAUAUGUAGAUUGGUUUACAAGACAUGAAGAAGUCAUGCCUCUAACUGCUAUUCCGGAACCAAAAAGACGUUUUAUUCCUUCCAAGAAUGAAGCAAAGAGAAUAAUGAAAAUUGUUAGAGCCAUUAGAGAAGGUCGUAUUAUCCCACCAAAACAAUUAAAAGAGAUACGAGAAAAGGAAAAACUUGAAAAUGAAUAUAAGUACGAUUUAUGGGGUGAUUCAGAAGAAACAAAUGACCAUGUCAUGAAUUUAAGAGCACCAAAAUUAUUACCACCAACUAAUGAAGAAAGUUAUAAUCCUCCAGAAGAAUAUCUUUUGACCGAAGAAGAAAAGAAAGAAUGGGAAAAUACUGAGUUUAGUGAAAGAGAGAAAAAUUUCAUUCCACAGAAAUAUGGUUCUUUAAGAAAAGUUCCAGGUUAUGGAGAAAAUAUUAGAGAAAGGUUCGAAAGAUCCUUAGAUUUAUAUUUGGCUCCACGUGUACGUAAAAAUGUAUUAAACAUUGACCCCGAAUCCUUAAUCCCUGAACUGCCAUCACCAAAGGAUCUAAGACCUUUCCCAAUUCGUUGUUCUACGAUAUAUGCUGGCCAUCAAGGUAAGAUUCGUACAUUAUCUAUUGAUCCAUCAGGGCUAUGGUUAGCAACAGGUUCAGACGAUGGUACUGUAAGAGUAUGGGAAAUCUUAACAGGUAGAGAAGUCUAUAAUGUGACAUUAAUUGAAGAUACGGAAGAAAAUACUGAUGAUCAUAUUGAAUGUAUUGAAUGGAACCCAGAUAAGGAAACUGGUAUCUUGGCUGUAUCUGUUGGUGAACAUAUUCAUUUAAUUGUCCCACCAAUCUUUGGUUUUGAUAUCGAAAAUAAAGGGAAAAGUAAGAUUGAACAUGGGUUUGGUUUUGACACUUUUGGAUCUAUUAAGAAAUCAAACCUUGAAGUGAAUGGAAGCGAUGAUGAUGAAAAUGCUGCAAAUGGUGAAAAUAUUGCUGCUGUUAAGAAACAAGUUGCACAAUGGAAUAAACCAACUCAAAAGCAAUUGGAAAAAGAUAUAUGUAUUACUAUUACCUGUAGAAAAACUGUUAAACGUCUGUCAUGGCAUAGAAAGGGUGAUUAUUUCGUCACUGUACAACCAGAUUCUGGUAGUACAUCAGUCCUAAUCCAUCAAGUCUCAAAACAUUUAACUCAAUCCCCAUUUAAGAAAUCUAAAGGUAUUAUAAUGGAUGCCAAAUUCCAUCCAUUCAAACCACAAUUAUUCGUUUGUUCCCAAAGAUAUAUUAGAAUCUACGAUUUAUCACAACAAACUUUAGUGAAAAAACUUUUACCUGGUGCUCGUUGGUUAUCUAAGAUUGAUAUUCAUCCAAGAGGUGAUAAUUUAAUUGCAUCUUCAUUUGAUAAAAGAGUAUUAUGGCAUGAUCUGGAUUUGGCAAGUACUCCAUAUAAGACCCUAAGAUAUCAUGAUAAGGCAGUAAGGAGUGUAAAUUUCCAUAAGAAAUUACCAUUAUUUAGUUCGGUGGCAGAUGAUGGGAACAUUCAUAUCUUCCAUGCUACUGUAUAUGAUGAUAUGAUGAAGAAUCCAAUGAUUGUCCCAUUGAAGAAAUUGAGCGGCCAUAAAAUUAAGAAUAACUUAGGUGUUUUAGAUGCUAUUUGGCAUCCAAAGGAAGCUUGGUUGUUUUCUUCUGGGGCUGAUAAUACAGCACGUUUAUGGACCACAUAA